Messenger RNA from Topomyia yanbarensis, 3126 nucleotides. It is a transcript of the gene eIF3c, whose product is annotated as eukaryotic translation initiation factor 3 subunit C. Gene Ontology annotation, molecular function: translation initiation factor binding; RNA binding; translation initiation factor activity. Lineage: Eukaryota; Metazoa; Arthropoda; Insecta; Diptera; Culicidae. The record is from RefSeq and is a predicted model, not a curated record. Gene Ontology annotation, cellular component: eukaryotic translation initiation factor 3 complex. Gene Ontology annotation, biological process: translational initiation. The coding region runs from base 161 to 2896 and encodes 911 amino acids. The transcript has 4 exons.
UUCUCUUUGAACUUGACACGUCUAAUUUUUGCCGAAAUUUUCUUCCUUCUUUUCACAAACGUCAAAUCGAUUUUCUCAUGCUUGGGUCGGUGUGGAAGUAUUUUCUACUAAAAUAGUUGCGAAAUAAUUGAUCUUGUAAGCCUACGAUACGAUUUGCAUCAUGUCUCGUUUCUUCGCCGGUGGCUCCGAGUCGGAUACCGAUAGCUCUUCGGAUAGUGAACCAGUUCAGCGACAGGCUGCGCCGCAAUUCACCUUUAGCGAUGAAGAAGAGGACGUCAAACGUGUUGUCCGUUCGACUAAGGAAAAACGAUACGAGGAUUUGUCCAACCUUAUCAAGAGUAUCCGCAAUUAUAAGAAGAUCAAAGAUAUGUCCAGUAUGCUAACCAGUUUUGAGGAUUUGACGAGAGCGUAUGCGAAGGCAUUGCCGGUUAUCACUAAGGUGGAGAACGGAAUCACGCCGCGCUUCAUAAUUCGUGCUUUGGCUGAGUUGGAAGACUUUAUCAAUGAUGUCUGGGACGACAGGGACGGUCGGAAGAACUUGUCCAAAAAUAAUUCAAAGUCGCUGGGGACGUUACGUCAAAAGUUCCGCAAAUAUAUCAAGGAAUUUGAAAGCGAUUUGAAAAAGUUCCGUGAGUCUCCGGAUGCUGCGGAUGAUGAUGAAGAAGAAGAAGAGAAGAAAGAUGAAGAAGAAUCGGAAGACGAACAGGUUGUGGCUCCAAUGGCCACGCGUGCGGUUACCUUUAAGAAGACCCUCGAGAAGGUCAAGGUCGAAAAGGACGAUGAUGAUUCGGACGACUCGAUUGACUGGGGAUCGGAUUCUGAGUCUGACGAGAGCUCUACCGAUGAGGAAACUCAAUACACCAGUAUUCGUGAACGUUUCUUGAAGCGCGCCGAUAAGGACGACGGUGAAGAUGGCGAGAAAAAGAAGGAAAAGAAAAAAGUCAGAGAAGCGAAGGAUAGUCAUAGCCGUAAGAGCAAGCGUGUUGAUGAUGAUGAUGAAGGAUGGGAGGUUGUCAAUGGAAAUCGAUCGGCUACUUCAGAGCAACCAAAAAUGUUUGCCAAGGAUGCGGAAAUCGAUGUGAAUUUGGUGAUUAAUAAAUUGAAUGAAGUGAUGGCUGCUCGAGGUAAAAAGAGAACCGACCGGAAGAUGCAAAUUGAAUUUUUGCGUGAAUUGCGUACGGUAGCAGAUGCUAAUAAUUUGGGGGCUGCUGUUGCUGCCAAGAUUCGUUUCAACAUUGUUUCGGCUAUCUUCGAUUACAAUCCAAAAGUUUCAGAACCGAUGAAGCUGGAACAUUGGUCAAAACUUCUCGAAGAAAUACAAGCACUUAUUAAAUUACUUCUUGCGAAUGAUGACAUUCAUCUCUCCGAAACAGUGUUAGAUGAAAACGAGGAAUAUGAAACUGCACCUUACAAAAUUCGUGGCUGUAUGUUGACGACUGUAGAGCGCUUAGAUGACGAGUUCACUAAACUACUUAAGGAAUGUGAUCCUCACAGUAAUGAUUAUGUGGAUCGUUUGAAAGAUGAAGUAACGGUGACUAGCGUUAUUGAAGAGGUAGUGAAGUACGUUGAACGUUUGGGAGAUGAGAUGGAAACGUGUAGAAUUUACUUGCGCAAGAUCGAUCAUUUGUAUUACAAGUUUGAUCCGAAUGUUUUGAAAAAGCGAAAGGGACAGUUACCAGCUAGCACUCAAACCUCGGUAGAUGAAAUGGAACGUGUAUGCCGUUUCAUCUAUGCCAAGGAUCAAACCGAUCGUCUCCGAACCCGUGCGAUUCUCUCGCACAUUUUCCAUCAUGCUCUGCACGACAAUUGGUUUCAGGCUCGUGAUUUGGUUUUAAUGUCCCAUCUGCAGGAAACUAUUCAUCAUUCCGAUCCACCCACACAAAUUCUCUACAAUCGGACAAUGGCCAAUCUAGGGCUGUGUGCUUUUCGCCAUGGAAAUGUCAAGGAUGCCCACCAGUGUUUGGUGGACCUCAUGAUGACUGGUAAACCGAAGGAAUUGCUCGCCCAAGGCUUAGUUCCGCAGCGUCAAAAUGAGCGUUCUUUGGAGCAGGAGAAGGUUGAGAAGCAACGUCAGAUGCCAUUCCAUAUGCACAUCAAUCUGGAACUGUUGGAAUGUGUAUACUUGGUUUCUGCUAUGUUACUAGAAAUUCCAUAUAUGGCCGCACAUGAGUUUGAUGCUCGUCGCCGUAUGAUUAGUAAAACUUUCUAUCAGCAGCUACGAUCUUCGGAACGGCAGUCAUUAGUAGGUCCUCCGGAAUCCAUGCGUGAGCAUGUUGUAGCAGCUGCAAAGGCUAUGCGUCAUGGUGAUUGGAAUGCAUGUGCAAACUUCAUUGUCAACAAAAAGAUGAACGUCAAAGUAUGGGAUCUAUUCUACGAAGCCGAUCGAGUUCGUGAAAUGCUGGCUAAAUUUAUUAAGGAGGAAUCGCUUCGUACAUAUCUUUUUACUUAUUCGAACGUUUACGCUUCCAUUAGCGUCCCUUAUCUGGCAGAAAUGUUUGAUUUGCCGAAGAGCAAGGUUCAUUCGUUAAUCAGCAAAAUGAUCAUUAAUGAGGAGUUGAUGGCUUCCCUUGAUGAUCCUACCGAAACCGUUGUCCUGCAUCGAUCGGAACCAUCACGCCUUCAAGCUUUGUCAAUGCAACUUUCCGAUAAAGUUACUAAUCUUGUGGAUUCCAACGAGCGCAUCUUUGAGAUGAAGCAGGGCAACUUCUUCCAGCGAGGCGGAAAUCAGGGAUAUAAUCGUGAUCGUCAGAACUAUCGCAACCAGAAUCAGAAUCAAAAUUGGAGCAACAACCGACGGCAGGAUAACCGUGGAAACCGUGGUAAUCGUAAUCAGAAUCAUCGAGAACAACGUGAGCAGCAUCAUCGUGUUGAAUUUAUUGAAGAUAAGGCAGAGUAAACGGCUUGAUCCAGCCGGGAUCACCACCCGAAGUAAAACUAGUAGUUUUGAUAGAAGUAUCGUACAUUAUCCGGCAACAAUUUUUUAAACAUAACAGCCAAUUUAUUCACACAAAGCUUCAAUAUCUUUCUUAGUAAUGAAAACAGUAAUAAACAAAUGUACUAUUCCCGAUCUGGGAGUGUUUUUUAUUAAAGCUCUUGGAUCGGGAAUAGCUACAUGAAAUCACGAUA